Anopheles darlingi is the source of this 2650-nucleotide messenger RNA. It is a transcript of the gene CCDC151, whose product is annotated as outer dynein arm-docking complex subunit 3. The record is from RefSeq and is a predicted model, not a curated record. NCBI's taxonomy places the organism in Eukaryota, Metazoa, Arthropoda, Insecta, Diptera, Culicidae. Gene Ontology annotation, biological process: cilium movement; outer dynein arm assembly. Gene Ontology annotation, cellular component: cilium. The coding region runs from base 316 to 2214 and encodes 632 amino acids. The transcript is spliced from 3 exons.
GCGCGCGCGCGCGCGCAAUCGCCCUCCUCCGCAUAUGUGCAUGUUUGUGCUGGGGAUAUUUACGUGUGAAUGAAGGGGACAGGUGUUGCGCUUAAUUAGCCCCAUACAGCACGUAGGAUUUAUAGAGCAUUCAAACAUGAUGAAAUUACUCAUCAACAACGCACCCAAAGCAACUGUUAUGUCUCGGAUCAGAUCACGUUGCCGCUGGCAACCACCGAGGACCACUGCUUGUUGGAUCAAUAGCUAGACAGUUGGAACUAUAGCACCAGCAGCGGCACGUAACAGCAUUGUGUAUGGCAGCAUUCUCAUGACAAGAUGUCGACACCGAAACCGAUUCUCAAUGCGGAAAAUUUGGCGCUAACCAAUAAAAAGAUUGGCGAGCUGAAGAAGAAGGUAAUGCUGGCAGAGGGGCAGAAGAAAGCGUACACUGAGGAGUGGAAUGACAAGCGGAAGGCCCAGAACGACCGGAUGGCCGAACUCCGCAAGGAAGUGCGGGAGUUGACGAACAAGUUGUCCUACCUACACAACCCCAACAGUGCGAAGGCACAGAAGAAUGUGCAGGAGAUAAAGCGGCGCCUGCACUUACCACCGGGCGCGAAGUCGAUCUCGGGCGCGCUGCAGAUCGUCGAUCUGAAGAUCAUCGACCUGCACAAGCAGACCGAUGUAGUAGAGGAUCGGAUUCGAAAGCGGGAUAACAGUCUCAAGCGGCUGGUCGAGCACUAUCACACGUUGAUCGGCUACCGUGACGCAAAGAGCGAUGGCUCGAAUCCGCCCGAGACGGUCGAGGAGGAUGCAAACCGAAAACUAAUCACGCGGCUAGAGAACGAGAUCCAUCGAACGACGGUGCAGUGGAUGGAAGCGGAACAUAUCCGGAAGAAGUACCGUGGCAUCAAGUCGUCGCUGAUGCACGACGCGGAGAAGUUCGAGAGCUCGCUACUCGACUUGGAGCAUGCUAUUACGGAGCAACAGGCCGAGAUCAACAAGCUGGAAGAAGUGCACAAGGAGGCUGUGCAUAUGCGGGACAGUACCAAAACGAUCUUGCAGCGCCAGGAGCAGACGACGCACUACUCUAAUAAGGCUCGUGAGAAGCAAGCGCAAGACUUUCGGCGCCAGGUGGAGGAGCGCAAGCUGGAGCUCGAGCGGUUGGAACGGAAGAUCUUCUCCUCGGGGAAAACUCUCAUCCAUCAGGAAAGCGUACUGUCCGGUUCAGGUGAGCAGGGGCGAGGCGGUGCCAACGGGAUCGGUGACGAUGGUAGCGGAGCUCACGACAAGGACUGCGCCUCGGAGAUGGAGCAGAAGUUCAAAAAACUUAUGCAGGCGACGGGUGUGAGUGCUGCGGGCGAGGUAGUGGACCGAUUCCUGGCCCAACGUGAAGCCUCGGCCCGACUAACGUAUCUGCGCACGGUGACGGAAAACGAGAAAAAGCAGCUGGAGGCACAACGGGAACUUAUGAAGGCCCAGCUCGAUGCCUUUAAGUUUGCGGAUGUCAAGGAUAGCGAUGUCAAUCAGGAGGAGCUGGAAAAAAUCAAGAAUUCUAUCGAGGAACAGAAGCAGCGACGGGAGGAAUGUGAAAAGGCGAUCGACUACACGCGCAAUGUGUUCAACACUAUCAAGGAUGCGCUGAUCGAGCUGCUGUUGAAGCUGCGCGAGAUCGAGGAAAGCUUGGACGUAGCCUACGGAAGCCGCCGUGUGACGUUGAAACCUCCUGAGAUCAAGGACAUUGCUUCGGGCCGGAUGGCCGUUGAGGAGCUGGGUAGUUUGUUGGAGGAGCGCAUUAAGCUAGGACUGAUCGCUAGCGGACAGUUGGCGGUCGACCUCGACAGUGGACUUUCUGAGGACGAUGAGGAUAGGGGUGUCUCUGGUGUUCCAUCGACAUCAGCGGCGAGCUCGAUUGCGCAGCAACAACAGCUCGCGCCCGCUACAGCCGGCCCCAGUCCAGCUGGUGGUACUAGCAGCAGUGUUAUGUCUACUUCUUCACCGGCCGAAGAUCGAGAAAAGCCUCCCGCAUAUCCACCGGUGUAUAUGAACUUAAUAGCAGGCCGCACCACCGCACAGAUCUCUUCCGCCUCACCGGGCCAGGGCACCACAGUGGUGCUUUCAGAUGACGAGGGGGACGUUCCAUCGCGUAGCUAUCUGAAACGACAGGCAAACAUGAUAAUCGAGGCAAAAUCGCGUCGUAAAGGGUUUCGCAUGCCAGUUCCCAAACGGCGCUAGAGGACUCGUGCGACGAAUGCAAAGUAUUCGUCUACUUACAACUGGAGGAACCAUACCUUCACCCUUUUUUUUUUAAACCAACUAAAUGAAGCUACUUUGGAAUGUAUUUCGACGAAAAGAAAUCACGUAACAUAAAUUUCCACUGAGAACACAUUUCGUUUAUUACAUUACAUUAGUUCAUUAGUUUCGUUUCGUAUGAUCGUUCUUCUGCAAGAAAUUAAUUCCCCUGAUGGAAAAAAUAGCGCUCUACAACAGAUACGCGUAAACGGGUUUAUCGAGGAAUAUUGGUUUUUUCGUUUUUCCGCAAGGAAAAGAGAUCGCUGGAUGUGUGUAUGAUGAAUUAUAAACCUAUUAAACGAAAAAUGAAAACUAACUUCGGAAUAGUACAUCGAAUGGCAGAUUCUUCAACUUGAAUUGCUCUAAUGAAAAGGAAACA